This is a messenger RNA of Amoebophrya sp. A25, 182 nucleotides long. The record is from the annotation of a GenBank genome assembly. Lineage: Eukaryota; Dinophyceae; Syndiniales; Amoebophryaceae.
AUGAGGUCUAACAUCAGGAAUGCCUCUUGGAAAAAAUGGCAGAUAUUAGUAAAGAAUUUUCAACGGGAGCGAUGGCAGACGAGGAAGGCAGAAGGGAACAUGAGCAACACGGGAGAGGGCAAGGACUACAGAAUGCACCCAGCAAAAACUACAAGGGCAAGGGGAAGGGACGACGGUCACGC